AAAGCCCCAAUCUUGAUUAAUUUUAACAAAUCUCUUAUUGUGAAAGUCCCGAGAGGAGGUGGAUUUAUCAGGCUGACCGGUGCCGGCUGAGACGCUGUGAGUGUACAGACAAUAAGCAGAAGGGAUCAGAUAACAACAAAAGACAUAAGAUGACUGAGGGCCGUCUGUGUCAGGUUCACCUCCUAGAUGGCAGGAAACUGGACCUGCUGGUUCAGCCCAAACUGUUGUCCCGUGAGCUGUUAGAUUUGGUGGCUUCACAUUUUAACUUGAAGGAGAAAGAAUACUUUGGAUUGUGCUUCAUAGAUGACACUGGCCAGAAUAACUGGCUCCAGCUGGAUCGUAAAGUCCUUGAUCAUGACUUCUCCAAGACUUCGGGGCCUUUGGAACUCAAGUUCCUUGUGAGGUUUUAUAUCGAGAAAAUCACCUUCUUGAAAGAGAACACAACGGUGGAGCUGUUCUUCCUGAAUGCUAAAUCUUUAGUGUUUAAUGAGACCAUCGAAGUGGAGAGUGGAAAUGUUUUCAAGUUAGCCGCAUUCGCAUUGCAGGAGGCGAAAGGAGAUUACACCAGUGCUGAGACUGCCAGAUCAGACCUGAAAGACCUCCCAGUUCUGCCCACCAGAGUAUUAAGGGAGCACCCAUCUCUCAAUUACUGUGAAGACAAAGUGAUUGAACAUUACAAGAAACUGAAGGGGCUGACCAGAGGACAAGCCAUCGUCCAGUAUCUCGCCCUGGUGGAGUCCCUGCCAACAUAUGGAGUUCAUUAUUACCCAGUGAAGGACAAGCAAGACAUACCGUGGUGGCUGGGAGUCAGCUACAAAGGCAUUGCCCAGUACGACUUGCAGGAUAAACUGAAACCAAGAAAGCUGUUUCAGUGGAAGCAGUUGGAGAAUCUGUAUUUCCGCGAGAAGAAAUUUGCUGUGGAAGUGAACGACCCACACAGAAGAACAGUGACCAAGCGAACUUUUGGACAGACUGGCCUUGUUAUUCACUCAUGGUAUGCCAGCCAUUCUCUGAUUAAGACCAUCUGGGUGAUGGCCAUUAGUCAGCACCAGUUCUACCUGGACAGGAAGCAAAGCAAAUCAAAGAUGACCACAACAAGGAGUUCAGGAGACAUCGCCAUGGACCUCACAGAGAUCAGCGCCCCGCGGAUUACUAAGCUUUCCAGCAUCGAGAGCAAAGACCAGUUUAUCAUGGCCAGCAAUGGAAGCCUCAUCUCUGCCGGUUCUGUUGACUCUGAAGUCAACGAGGAACAGAAGAAAGAGAAGGUGGCUGAGUUGAAAAAGAAAGAAAAGGACCUUCAAGACACACUGACACACAAACUUGAAGAACUGAAGAAAAUCUGCAUGAGAGAAGCUGAACUCACAGGCCGACUGCCUAAAGAGUAUCCCUUGGCCACAGGCGAGAAGGCGCCUCAAGUACGACGCCGUGUCGGGGCAGCCUUCAAGCUUGAUGACCUUUUUCCCUAUGAUGAGGACCCACAUCUGAGGAAUCUGGAGAGCAGGUUUGCCCUGCAGCAAAAGAUCGUGGAAGCAGCCGUAAAGUUGUCCAACGAAGGUGACCUCUGCAAGACGGUGAGGAAGAAGAGGAGAAACAACUAUCUGGAUGCAAUGAGAAAACUGGAGGACAUCGAAAAGGAGAUCAACUCCUACAGAAUCAAGAAAGGAAAGAAACCCACCCAGAGAGCCUCACUCAUCUUAGCAGAUGAUGUCAACCCUUCAGACAUCAGUUCUCUAUCUGACAGCCUCACUCUGGAUGAUGAUGAUGAGCUUGGUGCCCAGAGGCAGCGAUCCAGAUCGGUUCAGUAUUCCCCAAGACCCCACCAUGCAGAAACUCUGGACAUCCACUACAGCAAAGACAGACGAUCCUCAGCCAACGACCAGCAUUCAGACAGCAGAUUAAAUUACGGCCAAAUCCAGGAAGCACUCCACCACAGUCACCGUGAUGCCUUAUCAAGCCAUAACAGCCCGUUUAAACUUGCUUCCAGACAGCCACGUGAUGCCCGCAGCAUGCCUCCCACCCCCCUCCUCACCCGCAAUGCCUAUAGCAGCACCCAGCUCAGAUCAGACGAUGCUCCACAACAUUUCCGCCAGCGCAGCGGAAGCCUGGAGUCCCAGUCCCAGUUCCUGACGGAGACCGAACCUCCUGUGCCAGCAUUCACCCUCUCCACAGCCAGGCGCAGCAACAGCACUGAGGUCCUCGAUGACGGCUCCUCUUACACAAGCCAGUCCAGUGUGGAGUACAGCAUCCCCGGAAACCAUACCCACAGACGCAGGGCUCGCGGACAACGCAGAAAAGACAUUUACGCCAACACAGGCAGCAUGCCUAACCUGGCUCAGCCAGACACCCGCUGUUACGCCUACCAGCCUCGGGGACGUCCCACCACGACAGCCUACUACGUCGCAGGCUAUUCCAACUACACAGAGCCAGAGCCUUACUCUAAUGGAGUGUACAUGUAUGGCAAUGAGAUGGAGGGACACUAUAAUGUCAAUCCUUCCCACCACCCGACCCCAGCAGCUUAUCACAGCCACGACACACACAGUCACUAUGGUAACGAUGAGGUAGAUGGCAUGUCACAGAACCCAUACGCAACGCUGCGGCCACCCAGGAACCGUCCAGUGCCCCGCAGCAACGAGCAGGUCAGCAAGAACAUCCAGAAGGCUCUGGUGGCAGAACACUUGAGAGGCUGGUACCAUCGCAAUGCUGCACACAAACAGGCAGCAUACAACUACGACUAUGACAGAGGCUCCCAGCAGAGCCUGGGCUAUCAGACCAUGCCUACACCCUACAGCCACAACAACAGAAACACCUCCUACUCAACAGUGUCCUUAGCAUCCUCAAGUGGGAACUGGCACAGCCACAUGAGUGGUGGUAUGUCGGCAUAUGACAUGCCCAUGCAUGCGCCACAGUCUUACUCUUACAGUACAGCCCCUUACAGCUACUCCGCCCACAACAGGCACAGAUGUCCCACAGAGUUUGAGUGGCGGAGCAGUGAUAAGAUGGCGUGCCCUGUGGGGCUUUUAGAGAGGUGUGGUGCUGUUGCCUAUGCCACUGACCAGGAAUAUUACCCCCCUCCCCUAAAUAACCAAAGUCACAGCACAGAAGAAAGGAUCGUACGUAGAUGUCAGCCAACUGGACCACCACAUCAGUAACCAAAUGAACUCUAACCUGGAAACAGAAGAUCGGAUUUACUGGCACGAAGACUCAAAACCGGGAACAAUAGUGUAGUUGCCUGCUUGUCAUCGUGCCGUAUUUGUUUUCUCACCUUGACAAGUUGUCACUGUGCCUUACACUGCACUUACCUGUUUUCGUGUGCAAGGAGAUCCAAAGAAUGAAGGAACUUAACUUCUGUGGUAUUCGGCAUGUAAAUGAAAUGACGUCCUCUCAUUUUCUCUUCUCUUGAAUGCAAUUGCCAAACAGUUUUUUUUUUUUAAAUCAUAACAAAGCCCCGUGGACGCAUCAAUGUGUCUGGAUUUGCGAGUGUUUGUGGUGAUGGCACUUGUGCACUGAAACUAUACCAGGACCUGCUGUGGACUGUGUGGUAUAGCCAGAGGGAAUGUGGACUAAACUUCUCCAGUGUCUCUGUAAGAGGAUACUGAGCCACAACGAACACGCACGCGCUUACGCACAUGUAUGAGCACUGUAAGCAUGAAGGAUUGGACAAAGAUCGAUGAGGACAUUAACGAAAUGAAGGAUCAAACUCAUUAAAAAUGAGUAAACAUUCUGUGGUCAUUUCAUCCAUUUUUAUCAUAGCAUUGCUUGUAGCUGCCACAGUAAUUCCUGUUUGUCAUUUACAAAGUAUUGAAUCUAUCUCAUUGUCAGUACUUACAAUACAGUAGAGCCAAAUGCUUCUGUCAAACCAUUUGAGUAUUACUUAAAGUCACUAACUUUGAUAUCACUGCCACGUCUGAUCAGUUGGUACAGGAAGACAGAAAAUCCAGUUUUGUUAUUUUAUUUUAACACAGUUAUUUCAUCCAUGCUGGACAUCAUGGACCGGUGCUCCCACUUUCUAUUAAGAGAAUGAAAGCUGUAUGUAAAUGUUGGUAUUGUAAAUACACUGGUGCAUUUUUAUGUAUUUGAAAAGCAUGUAAUAUAUAGUAAACAAUCGUUGUUAAGCUGGUUCUUAGUAAUUUGUAUAAUUACCUUUGUUGGAAUAAAAAAAAAAUCAGCUUUUGAAUCAA
Molecule: messenger RNA, 4178 nt
Organism: Scatophagus argus
Lineage: Eukaryota; Metazoa; Chordata; Actinopteri; Scatophagidae
Product: FERM domain-containing protein 4B-like
Exons: 24
Coding region: 150-3149 (999 amino acids)
Biological process (GO): establishment of epithelial cell polarity
Cellular component (GO): bicellular tight junction; cytoskeleton; adherens junction
Source: RefSeq, a predicted model, not a curated record